Molecule: messenger RNA, 1663 nt
Organism: Thermothelomyces thermophilus ATCC 42464
Lineage: Eukaryota; Fungi; Ascomycota; Sordariomycetes; Sordariales; Chaetomiaceae
Exons: 6
Coding region: 139-1503 (454 amino acids)
Biological process (GO): mitotic cell cycle; microtubule cytoskeleton organization
Cellular component (GO): cytoplasm; microtubule
Molecular function (GO): structural constituent of cytoskeleton; GTP binding
Source: RefSeq, a predicted model, not a curated record
CCUCUCUCCGCACUGGCACCGACCCUUUCCUUUUGUUCUCUCCGCAUCCGCGCUGUGCGCCUACUGCUGCUCGACUCCGCUUCAGUUCUACAUUCCACCGGCACCUCUACCUAAUACCGACCUGUCGACACCGUCAAGAUGAGAGGCGAGAUUCUUCACGUUCACCUGGGCCAGGCUGGCGCCCAGCUGGGUCACAGUGCUUGGGAGCUGUACCUUCUUGAGCAUGGUCUCGCAGCGGACGGCCGCCCGGAUCCCAAUGCCAAGGACCUCGCCGAGGGCGGCUCGUUUGAGACCUUCUUCACCGAGACGAGCAAUGGAAAAUAUGUCCCCCGGUCCAUCUUUGUCGACCUCGACCCCUCUCCUAUCGACGAGAUCCGCACCGGCACCUACCGCCAGCUCUUCCACCCCGAGCUCCUGAUCAGCGGCAAGGAGGAUGCUGCCAACAACUACGCCCGUGGCCACUACACCAUCGGCAAGGAGAUGAUUGACAACGUCAUCGACCGCAUCCGCCGCGUUGCUGACAACUGCCAGUCUCUCCAGGGUUUCCUGGUCUUCCACUCGUUUGGCGGUGGUACCGGCUCCGGUUUUGGUGCCCUCCUCCUCGAGCGCCUGUCGACCGACUAUGGCAAGAAGUGCAAGCUGGAGUUCACCGUCUACCCGUCGCCGCGCCUCUCCUCUGCCGUCGUCGAGCCCUACAACGCUGUCCUUUCCACCCACAGCACCAUCGAGAACUCGGACUGCACCUUCCUGGUUGACAACGAGGCCGUUUUCGACAUCUGCCGCCGGAAUCUGGACAUUCCUCGGCCGAGCUACGAGCACCUCAACCGCCUGAUUGCCCAGGUCGUCUCUUCCAUCACCUCUUCCCUGCGCUUCGACGGUGCCCUCAACGUCGACCUGAACGAGUUCCAGACCAACCUGGUCCCGUACCCGCGUAUCCACUACCCGUUGAUCAGCUACGCCCCCGUCAUUUCGGCCGCCAAGAGCGCUCACGAGAGCUUCAAGGUCUCGGACCUGACCUUCCAGUGCUUCGAGCCCAACAACCAGAUGGUUGUCUGCGACCCCCGCAAGGGCAAGUACAUGGCCGUCGCUCUCCUGUACCGCGGCGACGUCGUGCACCGCGACUGCUCCGCCGCCGUCGCCCAGCUCAAGUCCAAGGCCUCGUUCAACCUGGUCGAGUGGUGCCCGACCGGCUUCAAGAUCGGCAUCAACUACCAGAAGCCCGUCGCCGUGCCCGCCGCCCCCGAGGACGGUGGUCUCGCCUCCGUCGACCGCUCCGUCUCCAUGCUGUCCAACACCACCGCCAUCGCCGAGGCCUGGUCGCGCCUCGACUACAAGUUCGACCUCAUGUACAGCAAGCGCGCCUUCGUCCACUGGUAUGUCGGCGAGGGCAUGGAGGAGGGCGAGUUCAGCGAGGCCCGCGAGGACCUGGCCGCUCUCGAGAAGGACUACGAGGAGGUCGCUGCCGACUCGGCCGAGUUCGACGAGGGCGAGGCCGAGUACUAAGCGGCUGGAACCGUGGUGUGCGCGCGCGCUCGGUGCAGUCACGGUUUCGGGCCGGGUGCUUGCCUGUGUGCGCGCAGGUAAGACAAGCCUCUUGGGCUUGUUACGUACCUGAGGCGCUCCUCUGGGGGAUGAGAAACGAAGGAGGGAGGGAAGGAAGGAA